Staurois parvus is the source of this 305-nucleotide messenger RNA. NCBI's taxonomy places the organism in Eukaryota, Metazoa, Chordata, Amphibia, Anura, Ranidae. The record is from the annotation of a GenBank genome assembly.
AGGGACAGUCCUGAGGCACCCUUUAAAAUUAGGGACAGUCCUGAGGCACCCUUUAAAAUUAGGGACAGUCCUGAGGCACCCUUUAAAAUUAGGGACAGGACAGUCCUGAGGCACCCUUUAAAAUUAUAAACAGUCCUGAGGCACCCUUUAAAAUUAUAAACAGUCCUGAGGCACCCUUUAAAAUUAUGGACAGUCCUGAGGCACCCUUUAAAAUUAUAAACAGUCCUGAGGCACCCUUUAAAAUUAUGGACAGUCCUGAGGCACCCUUUAAAAUUAUGGACAGGCUUGAGGCACCCUUUAAAAUU